AUGCCACUGUUUAGUAACAAAUUUUCUCCUAAAACUAUUCCAAUAAGAAAGCAAGACACCGCCGUUUUAAGAAGUGAGUUUGGCAGUGAAUAUGCCACCAAAGAACUAAGUAUUGACAUUCAGCCGUUGAAAUUAAAACUAGGAGGCUUCGAAGUAUCUUUUGAAGACGGGGAAUGGAUACCAGCGUCAGGAAAAGCAGGCGCGGCACAUAAAGAAAAUUUAAGACUUAAGAAGGAAUUGGAACAACUCGAGGAAGAGAACAAUAUGUUACGGCUAAAGUUUGAAAUUCUGCUCGAUAUGAUGACUGACAAGACAAUGGAAGCGGAACAGCAAUCAGAGCUACAAAGAUCGCACAGCACCAGUUCUUUAAAACAAAAGAGCAAAAAGUACAAGUCCUGA
Messenger RNA from Leptosia nina, 399 nucleotides. The record is from the annotation of a GenBank genome assembly. NCBI's taxonomy places the organism in Eukaryota, Metazoa, Arthropoda, Insecta, Lepidoptera, Pieridae.